This is a messenger RNA of Malaya genurostris, 1769 nucleotides long. It is a transcript of the gene msl-3, whose product is annotated as protein male-specific lethal-3. Gene Ontology annotation, cellular component: NuA4 histone acetyltransferase complex; nucleus; MSL complex. Bases 140 to 1735 code for a protein of 531 amino acids. The record is from RefSeq and is a predicted model, not a curated record. The transcript is spliced from 4 exons. NCBI's taxonomy places the organism in Eukaryota, Metazoa, Arthropoda, Insecta, Diptera, Culicidae. Gene Ontology annotation, biological process: chromatin organization; regulation of DNA-templated transcription.
UGACAGCCGCAUCGUUGUUUAUACUUUAUUGGUUUACAAAAUAGUGAACAAUUCAAUAUUGUUUUGAUAAAUAUUCCGAAAAUACUUCUAAUUAGAAGGAAAGUUUAAAUCAAACGGCUUCAAAAUUGAUUCCUCAACAAUGGUGUCCACUCGGGGGCAUAAGUACAAGUUUAUGGAUGGAGAGAAAGUACUUUGCUAUGAGCCGGAUCCCACUAAAGCAAAAGUUCUUUACGAUUCAAAGGUUUUGGACGUAUCAGAAGGAAGAGACAAACGAGGCCGACGUGUGAUUGAAUAUAUGAUUCAUUUUCAAGGAUGGAAUUCAUCGUGGGAUCGGAAGGUCAGUGAGGACUUUCUUCUGAAAGAUUCAGAAGAAAACCGACAGUUGCAGAAGGAUCUGGCAGAAAAAUCACAACUUCAUCAGGGAACUUAUCUUUACCGGAAGGAGCGGAAGAAGCAAAGAGAGAAAAGUUUGACGGCGCGUAUAGAAAGCCUUACCGCUUGCGCGCAAAAGACGACUAAUUUGGCUUCAUCGGAAGAGGGUAGUUCUUGCAGUAACGGAUUCGGUCGCGAAGAAACAGAUUUUAACAUUGAUGUUCCAGCCAAUUUAGACCCCGAUACUGAAUAUUACAGUAGUUCCGUUGAAAGCAAUCACGAGGAAGAGAAAGUGUAUCUUCAAGUCGGUGAUAAAUUAAAACGAAUACUGGAAUUCGACUAUCAAAUGAUUUCGGAAAACAAUUUGAUCGAAGUUCCGGCUCAGCUUCCAAUUGUUACAAUUCUGGAGAAUUUCGUUCGUCAUUACGCGAUUCGACAACUUUUCGAGGUGGGGCAAGAGCAGACCAAACACCGGCGUAGAAACAGCGCUUUUAUGAAGGGUGAUCAGAAAACAAAAGAUUACGAGGCAAUACGGACAAAUAUCGAGCUUUGUAAGGAAGUAGCGGAUGGUUUACGUUUAUACUUCGAUUUUACACUGAAGGAUUAUUUGCUGUAUUCAAACGAACUACAGCAGGCUGAGUUGGUGCUUUCGGAAGAAUAUCUUGCCAACUUUACGUAUGUGGCUCCUCCAUGUUUAUCGCUUGAUUUAUUAACUGUUCGGUUAGAAUCUCCGGUUACCGAUCCGGGUAUGGAUCAUCUGGAUUCCGCUAGUGUUAGCAACCUUACUGCAACACAAGAAGAAAAGAAGCGAAGACGAUUACGCUCCCAUAAGAAUGAGGAGAAUGAGUUUAUGCUAGAUCUAAAUUCAAUUAAAUCGGAAGCAGUUGCGCCAAGAAAUGCUCAGACGCUAGCGUAUUCUUUGCUAAAAUCCGCAUUCCGUUCUAGUAUAACCAUAUCCUUUCAGACUAAGGAAAUCCUAGAGGAUGCUUUCAGUUGGAAGAUUCUACCGAUAAACGCUCCAGCUGAACCUUCGAUGAUUUACGGUGCAACUCAUUUGGCCAGAUUGAUCGUGAAAUUGCCCGAGUUUUUGUCCGCCACGACAAUAGCUGACGAGAAGCUGAAACUGUUGCUAAAGUUUUUGGAUAGCUUUUCCGAAUUCAUCGAAGAACACGACGAAUGGUUCGGUCGGAAAAUGUACAACGAUGUGGUCAAACUGGAAGACCGGAUGGGUCUGAUGCUGAAUUCGAAUCGAAUGAGCUGCCUACAAAUAAAGGAGGAAGAUUUGGAACUGCACGAUGGUGGUAUCAUGGGUGGACCGUUGCUGUCAGAUGUGAAAGUGGAAGCGACUAGUUUGCUACCGUAAAACGGAUUUCAAUAAACGAUUUUGCUGCUCGGGA